GUCGGGACCGUCGCCGCCCAGGAGCAGCCCGCCCGCCGCCGCCGCCGCCUCCCGGAGAUGAGCGCCGGGCGCUGCCGGCCCUGCGCGCCGCCCUGAUCCCGCCUUCGCCCGCGGCGGCGGCCGGCCCGUUGCCAUGGUGGACCCGGUGGGCUUCGCCGAGGCGUGGCGCGCCCAGUUCAACGACGCGGAGCCGCCCGCGAUGGCGCUGCGCUCGGUGGGCGACAUCGAGGCGGAGCUGGAGCGCUGCAAGGCGUCGAUCCGCCGGCUGGAGCUGGAGGUGAACAAGGAGCGCUUCCGCAUGAUCUACCUGCAGACGCUGCUGGCCAAGGAGCGCAAGAGCUACGACCGGCAGCGGUGGGGCUUCCAGCGCGGCCCCGAGGCCGACGACGGCGACAGGCCCGCCCGCCCGCGCCCGCCCGCCCUGCGCAAGCUCUCCGCGCACAGCGACGGCGGCCCGGAGGCGGACGCCGCGCAGCCCGGCGAGGAGGAGCGCAGCAAGCCCGCCGCCGCCGCCUCCGGGGACGAGAAGCCCAGGGAGGAGGGCGCCGCCGCGGGCUCACCGGGCAAGGCGCGGCCGGCCCCCAGCAGCUGUCGCCGCCGCCUCCCCGCCGCCGCCGCCGCCUCGCUCGACCGGGACGGGACCGCCUUCGAGGCGGGCGGCCGGGAGCGCGGGCAGGGCGGCGGCGGCGGCGCGGGGCUGCUGCGCUCCGGCCUGGAGCGCGGGAGGAAGGCGCCCUCGUCGCCGCCCCCCUCGCGGCCGCCGGACGGCCGGGAGGCGGGCGAGAAGCCCUUCUACGUGAACCUGGAGUUCCACCGCGAGCGCGGCCUGGUGCGCGUCAACGACCGCGACGUCUCGGAGCGCCUGGGCGCGCUGGGCAGCCAGGCCAUGCAGCUGGAGGCGCGCAAGAAGCUGGCGGGGCCGCCGCGGGGCCGCUCGGCCGACGGCGCCUACGACGACGGGGGAGAGUACGAGGAUGCGGAGCUGAACGCGCGCUUCCUGAAGGACAACCUGCUGCUCGACGGCGCGGGGCGGCCCGCCUGGACGGCCGCCUCCCCCGCCGCCUUCCAGCCCUACCAGAGCGUCUUCGUGGGCGGCCCGGCGGGGGCGGCCGAGCCGCCGCUCACCUGGCCGCGCCGCUCCUACUCGCCGCGGGGCUUCGAGGACCUGGGCGGGGGCGGCGGCUACACGCCGGACUGCAGCUCGAACGAGAACCUGACGUCCAGCGAGGAGGACUUCUCGUCGGGCCCAUCGAGCCACGUGUCCCCCAGCCCCACCGCCUGCCGCCUCUCCCGCGAGAAGAGCCGCUCGCCCUCGCAGCACUCGCAGCAGUCCUUCGACAGCAGCGGCAGCCCCCCGACCCCGCAGGCCCCCAAGCGGCACCGGCAACACCCGCAGGGCGCCGGCCCCGAGGCCGCCGUCGGGGCGCCCAGGAAGAGCGCGCCACCCUGGCCCUGCGACGGGGAGCCGUCCCCCGGGAGGGCCGCCGCCGACGGCUGUUUCCAUGGCGACGCAGAGCUUUCCUUUGGUGGCCUCCCCCCAGGCUAUGCCUACGAUGUGGACAGAGCUGAAGAGCAGAGGCACCACCAUGACCUGAUGCCCUUCAUCGAUGACUCCCCCUCUUCUUCACCCCAUCUCAGCUCCAAGAGCCGAGGCAGUCGAGAUGGCUUCUCAUCGGGGUCCCUGGAGUCUACAAAAUCAAGUGAGCCAGACCUGGAAAAGGGUCUGGAGAUGAGGAAGUGGGUCCUGUCCGGGAUCCUGGCUAGUGAGGAAACCUACUUGGGUCACCUUGAGGCUCUCCUGCUGCCCAUGAAGCCUCUGAAGGCGGCUGCCACCACCUCCCAGCCGGUGCUGACCAGCCAGCAGAUCGAGACCAUCUUCUUCAAAGUGCCCGAGCUCUACGAGAUCCACAAGGACUUCUACGACGGGCUUUUCCCUCGGGUCCACCAGUGGAGCCACCAGCAGCGGGUGGGCGACCUCUUCCAGAAACUGGCCAGCCAGCUGGGCGUGUACCGGGCCUUCGUGGAUAACUAUGAGGUUGCCAUGGAGACGGCGGAGAAGUGUUGCCAAGCCAACGCGCAGUUUGCAGAAAUCUCGGAGAACCUCAGAGCCAGAGGCUCCAAGGAUGCAAGGGACCAGACAACAAAAAACUCCUUGGAAACUCUCCUCUACAAGCCGGUGGAUCGGGUCACACGCAGUACACUUGUGCUCCACGAUUUGCUGAAGCACACCCCGCCAGGCCACCCUGACUACCUGCUCCUGCAGGACGCCCUGCGCAUCUCCCAGAACUUCCUGUCCAGCAUCAACGAGGAGAUCACGCCCAGGAGGCACUCCAUGACUGUCCAGAAGGGGGAGCACCGGCAGCUUGUGAAGGACAGCUUCAUGGUGGAGCUGGUGGAGGGAUCUCGGAAGCUGCGUCAUGUCUUUCUCUUCACGGACCUGUUCCUCUGUGCCAAGCUUAAAAAGCAGAUCGGAGGAAAAAGCCAGCAGUAUGACUGUAAGUGGUACAUCCCCCUCUCAGAUCUCAGCUUCCAGAUGGUAGAUGACUCAGAGACGAUGCCAAACAUCUCCCUUGUGCCAGACGAGGAGCUGGAUGCCAUGAAAAUCAAGAUCUCCCAACUCAAGAGUGACAUCCAACGUGAAAAGAAAGCUAACAAGGGAAGCAAGAACUUGGAGAGGUUGAAGAAGAAGCUGUCUGAACAGGAGUCCCUGCUUCUCUUGAUGUCUCCUAACAUGGCCUUCCGAGUGCACAAUCGCAAUGGCAAAAGCUACACCUUCCUCAUCUCCUCGGAUUACGAACGGGCUGAAUGGCGAGAGAUCGUCCGAGAGCAGCAGAAGAAAUGCUUCAAAAGCUUUUCGCUGACAUCGGUGGAACUCCAGAUGCUAACAAAUUCUUGUGUGAAGCUUCAGACGGUGCAUCACAUUCCCCUCACAAUUAACAAAGAAGAUGACGAACCCUCCGGCCUCUGUGGGUUCCUGAACGUGAUUGUCCAUUCCGCCACUGGCUUCAAGCAGAGCUCAAGCUUGUACUGCACCCUUGAAGUGGAUUCCUUCGGGUACUUUGUGAACAAGGCCAAAACGAGGGUUUACAGAGACACCGCAGAGCCCAACUGGAAUGAGGAGUUUGAGAUCGAGCUGGAGGGAUCCCAGACGCUGCGGAUCCUGUGCUACGAGAAGAGCUACCACAAGAGCAAAGAAGAUGGCGAGACCACGGACCGCAUUGUGGGCAAAGGCCAAAUCCAGCUGGAUCCCCAAAGCUUGCAAGAGAAAGACUGGCAACGCACCGUCAUCUUCAUGAACGGGGUCGAAGUGAAGCUCUCCGUGAAGUUCACAAGCAGAGAGUUCAGUCUAAAGAGGAUGCCGUCUCGAAAACAAACGGGAGUAUUUGGAGUAAAGAUUGGGGUUGUCACCAAGAGGGAGCGAUCCAAGGUGCCUUACAUCGUGCGCCAGUGUGUGGAGGAGAUUGAACGUCGGGGCAUGGAAGAGGUGGGCAUUUACCGGGUCUCUGGAGUUGCCACUGAUAUCCAGGCUCUGAAAGCUGCUUUUGAUAUCAAUAACAAAGACGUCUCCGUCAUGAUGAGCGAGAUGGACGUGAACGCGAUUGCGGGAACACUCAAACUCUACUUUAGGGAGCUGCCAGAGCCUCUCUUCACAGACGAACUCUACCCCAACUUUGCUGAAGGCAUCGCGCUCUCUGACCCCGUCGCAAAAGAAAGCUGCAUGCUGAACUUGCUGCUUUCGCUCCCGGAGCCCAACCUGGUCACCUUCCUCUUUCUCCUGGAUCAUUUGAAAAGAGUUGCUGAAAAGGAGAACAUCAACAAGAUGUCACUUCACAACCUGGCCACCGUUUUUGGACCAACGUUACUCAGACCGUCAGAAAAGGACAGCAAAAUUCCUGCCAAUCCAAUGCAACCCAUCGCCUUGACUGACAGCUGGUCACUCGAAGUCAUGUCCCAGGUUCAGGUUCUCCUCUAUUUCCUGCAACUGGAGACGAUUCCCACUCCGGACAGCAAGAGGCAGAGCAUCCUCUUCUCCACUGAGGUGUAGAAGCCAGCUCAGCCGAGGAGGAGGAGGAAGAGGAGGAGGCUGGCGGUAUUUGCUCCAUCUGCCCCUCUGGCGUUCCAGCCUUUCCGUAUCCUUCAGGAGGGGAGGAAGGCCCCCUCCCUCCCCCUCCCUCUGCUGACCCAGAAGCCCUCGGAGGAAGCUGAUUUUCUUCAGAGGAAGAUUCCUUUCACCAGAUCAGGAAAAGAACGGAGGAAAGCAAACUGUCUUGGGAAGGAAUGUGCCCGAAGGAAUUCCUGGGAGGAUUCCGUUGCAGUGGAAUCCAUGUUACGUUUGGGAAGCUCUGGGAGUCUUUUCUUCUUGGGCACCUUUGAAGAGCAGAAGGUUUUUCCUUUUAUGGCCACUGUUGUGGAUUCUCAUGGAGUGCCGCAAGGAUGUUCACGCAUCAUGGCCACUACUUGCAAAUUUAAACCUCGAUUUAAACAAGUUUCUUUUUAAUAAAUAAGUAAAUUAGGAGCUUCAUGCACAAUCAGGACAUUUUUUUAAAAAAGCUUUUCCUUGCCUUUUUUCCUUUGACUUUCUUUUGGUGGAAGGUUUUACCGAAGAUGCACCAUCUAAUCGCUUAGAGAACAAAGGCCGGAGACUGGAAGAGAAGGGGGUGAUGGCCAGCUCUUAAGGCCUUCUCCUUUUUCUGUGGACCCCCAAAAAUGGGAGGUGUGUGGAGAAGUUGAGGGGGUCUUCAGGCAUUCUAAAGACCAGAGAAGAUAAUCUGCAAAAUCGCCCCUUUCAUAAACAAGGACCUCAUGCCCAGUUUUCUCCCCGACUGCAGCAACAUAAAGGUCUAUGGUGGGUUUCUCCGCAGUUGGCCCCAAGCCGGCCUCCCCCCCCCCCAAGCAGCUAAACAUUCCUCUGAUCCGCUGGCGGGAAUUGGGAGGGCAGGAUUGGGCCUCUCUGCUCUUUCUUGGUUGGGACUUUGGAAAGACUUUGCUUAUGGAAAAUAUUUUUUUCACUGCCACCCUGUUUUUGCUGGGAAAGAGAAAUGUUUUGAUAAGAUGUUUUAAUAACUUGUACAAUGAUGAUUGAGGGAGCAUUUUAUAUUUUUCAGAAAUUCCAACAGUUUGUUUUAAGAUUGAACAGGGAUCGUUUGUGAAUUGUAAUGCUGGAAAAUAAGCAGCACUGGCAGUCAGAAACAGGGAUUAAGCCCAGAGUUCUUGCAUAGGAAGGGAUCUCUCUUUAUGUUUCAUAUGGACAGAAAAAAUGUCCUUAUCUGUCCCAUACAAUCAUACCACAUAAGUUUUAUCCUGUUAAUUCAAAGCCACUUUUACCGGGAUGUUCAGAAGUGGCUUGGAAGGCUAAAACGUUCAACUCUGACUAACUGGUGAGAGACCAGGAAGCUAAACUGAAAUUCUGAUUUUGUUCAGAGACGUUAUGAAUAGGGACUGAGAAGCUUUCCCCACGGUUUCCCAUACUUUGGGCAAGUAACGGCAUUCUGCUUGUUAAAGGGGGCUAAAAAUCACUACAGAAGCAUGAGCCUCCAUAGCUGCUCUGAUCCUUGAGUUAAAAUUCAGCUAUCUUAACACUGGGAAAUAACCCAUCACGGGAGUGGCCAGCUUGUGGUGUCUGACUCUCACAGCAUUUCUCAUACCAGAAAAUAUUUAAAUAAGGAUUCCAUAUUGCUUUUUCCUCCCAGAAGUGUAGAAGUUAGAACUCUGUUCUGAUGUCCUAGUUUGGAUGGUGAUGUACCUAGGUUUAUGAAGAUGAAAUACAUAGGCCUUUUGCAGACAUGCCCAUAUAUUUGUUCCUUAGUCAUCCUUUGUUAAAACUGGAGUUUUUUCUCCCAACUUUCUACCACAGAAAGGGGCUUUCAGACAUGGAGGAUCAAGCUGUCUGUGGCUUUGAGUCACCUCCAGGGUCAAAAAGCAGCAUCUAUCUGUGUCAGUUGAAGAAGAAGGUUCAUCCACAGAAGGCACCUCAGUGAAUUAAGAGUUCUAAAUAGGAGAGUCAUUUAUGUAAGGUUUUUUUAAAAAUGAAGCUAAAUGUGAUCAUAUUAUUACUAUUAUUUGAGGCAGCAAAUAUUCAAUAGCCCUAUAACGAAAGUCUAGACUGAAGCUUCUUCAUUCCAUCAACCAGCCAUAUAUUUAUUCUUCUAAGGCAGGGGUCUUCAAACUUGGCCCUUUUAUGACUUGUGGACUUCAACUCCCAGAAUUCCUCAGCCAGCGUGUCUGACUGAGGCAUUCUGGGAGUUGAAGUCCACAAGUCAUAAAAGGGCCAGGUUUGAACACCCCUGUUCUAAGGCAACUGUUGUAGGUUAUUCCAUUAUGAAGAGACAGAGGAAAGGUUGUGAGGACAUAAAGUAUUUAUAUACCAGGUUGGUUCAUCAGAACUGAAGGAUCCCCAGUUGUCAUCUAGCAGAGAAAAGGAUGAUUCAAGGCCACAUGUUGGCCCAGGAGUUUCCUACACCUUGCCUGCAGUGUUACCCUUUUCUGCUCAACCUUGCUCAAGGUUAAGCAUCAGCUAUUCACCCACAGAAUAAAGGGGAAUCCUCCCCAAAUUCCCUAGAGUCCCAAAGAAGUAUUUGGACUACAAUGGAAGGAAUAUACCUUUCUCUCUGUUCUGAAUCCUCAAACAAGUAUUGUAGGUUCUCCUGUCCUCCUUACAAGGUCCAGUAGUAUCAAAUUAACAGCUGGCCUAAUGGGGUUGUAGAGAUUGGGAGCAUUAAUAAAGCUCACUCGAGUCACUUAAGAGUCAUAACAGGUUUAAGGAAGGCCACAGUGUUGUUUUGUGAACUUGAGGCAUGUCUUGAAAAUUAAAGUUUUAAGGGCUUUUAUUUAUUUAUUUUUAUUGAUUCCUUUAAGCCAAGGGUAUCAAACUGCCGGCCCCAUCAUACCGAAGCUGCGCCCACCCCAUUGCAGGAAAUGCAAAGAGUCGCAAUAUGUUGCGACACGUCACGUGAUGUGGCGAGUUUGACACCCGUGCUUUAAGCAGCACGAUUGCUGAAUGACUGCAGUUUCCUCCUUGCAUUGUUAUUGCAUAUUCAGAGCUGCAGGAAUUGGCAAAGCCAUCCCACCGAGGGAAAUGGACCAAUCCAUUCUGCUUGUCUGCCCUUUCUGGCAUUUUUUAUUUAUAUAUAAUUCUGCUAGUAUUGAGUUGAUGAACCUAGAUCAGUGAUGGCGAACCUUUUAGAGACCCAGUGCCCAAACUGCAACCCAAAACCCACUUAUUUAUCACCGGGUGCCAAGUGGGCAUGGUUGCGGUGGACAUGGCAGACUGGGUGGGUGGGGCCAGGGCAGCGGGGGCCAUUCCCUCGCCAUCUCCGGGGCAUAGCACACAUGCCCACAGAGAGGGCUCUGUGUGCCGCCUCUGGAACGCGUGCCAUAGGUUCGCCACCACUGACCUAGAUAAAAGGGAGACAGUGUGUGUUGGUGAUCUGCAAGAGGAUUGCUUUGAUAUCCAGGCAAAUUUUACAUGCAGGCAUGUAGGUAUGGAAGAGAUUGUAUAAUUUAAGCAUUAAUUUCAGUUUUAAUUAUAAACCUAUGCUUUUCUGAAAAGUGAUAAUCUUGUGCUUCAGAAAUGAAUGCCUCAAAUGGAACUGAGCUCAUUUUCUUUCCAAGAAGUAGCAACAUCAAAUCCCUCAAGUUCUUCCAAUCCCUUCUAUUUUUCUAUUUUUCUUUGUGAAGUGGCUCCAAGAAUAAUUUUCCUUGACCCCGCUUUACUUUAAAACAGCCAGUGGCUGUAUUUGUACAAAACACUGAAUUGCAAAAUAGCUGACUUAUGCUUUAAUCUUACAUGAAUGAACAACGCACAACCUCUGGCUGUUGCUGAAUGACUUCCUGCUGGAGAUACAGCCCCAACACCUGGAAGAUGUUGCAGAUGAUGCAAUUUUGUGCCAAUCCAGCCAAUGGGAUUAGUUUGUGGUUCAGUGUGUUAUGUAAACCUAGGAAACUGGUUUGAAUAAACCACAAUUAAAUUAACAUUAAA
This is a messenger RNA of Crotalus tigris (Tiger rattlesnake), 7978 nucleotides long. RefSeq names its product BCR activator of RhoGEF and GTPase (gene BCR). Gene Ontology annotation, cellular component: membrane. Gene Ontology annotation, molecular function: guanyl-nucleotide exchange factor activity; GTPase activator activity; protein serine/threonine kinase activity. The transcript is spliced from 23 exons. The record is from RefSeq and is a predicted model, not a curated record. Gene Ontology annotation, biological process: positive regulation of GTPase activity; intracellular signal transduction; protein phosphorylation. Lineage: Eukaryota; Metazoa; Chordata; Lepidosauria; Squamata; Viperidae. The coding region runs from base 134 to 4045 and encodes 1303 amino acids.